CACUUUUUAAACCAUCCUAAAACUAUUAAAAUCAUAAUAAUUUAGGUGAUAGGAAAGCUUAAAGUGUAGGCCUGACAUUAAUUAAAUAACGAAGACAUAUCGAAUGUCACAGAUAUCCCUCUAUUACAUCACUGGCAGCCAUAGUUUCCCAUCACUAACAGCCGGCACCUAUCGACGCAUGUGCCGUCACUAUGAUUGUUUACAAAUUUAUUCCGUGAACGCAUUAGAGUAGGCUAUGGCCGACACGAGAACAGGUCGGCAUGCCGCUGCUGCAGGCAGUAGUAGCAGUGGAAUUUCGGCACUGACGCAGAGCCCGGCCAACUUGGAGUGCAAGGACUUUCAGGAAUAUUUGCGAACGCGUCAAACGCCGGAAACGCUAGAAAAGUUGUACAACUAUCCGCCGAUCUGCUUGGCCGUGUUCCGGGAGCUGCCCGAGAUAGCCAGACAGUUUAUUAUACGGAUUCUGUUUGUGGACCAGCCCGUUCCCCAAGCAGUAGUUUCCUCGUGGGGUGCUCAACGAUGCGCAAAAGAACAAACGGACGCCACAAGUUGCCUGACUGCAUUGAAUGUGUGGCGGGUGACUGCCAUUCCAGGAGGGCUGUCUGCCUGGGAACUCUCACCCACAUUCAAGAAGAGCGUUCGCCAGGUGCUGUUGGGCGGCGGAAAGCCCUGGCCCAUGACCAACACCCUGGAGAAGGACUCCAAGCCAAGGGAUAUUAACUUUUUGGAUACGUACGCCAUGUCCCGCUGGCGCUGCGUGCUUCACUACAUGGUAGGUACUGGUAGUCGAAAUGGUGCCGAAACAGAGGCUAUCAGCCCAGAUGCCGUCAGGAUCUUGUUGCACGCGAAUCUUAUGAAGAGGGAUGAACGGGAUGGAAUCACUAUAACCCGCCAGGGUUUUCAGUUCCUGCUUCUGGAUACCAGGGCGCAGGUCUGGCACUUUAUGCUUCACUAUUUGGAUACGUGCGAGGAGCGAGGAAUGCCCCUGCCAGAAUGCCUCUCCAUGCUUUUCCAGCUUAGCUUCUCCACGCUGGGAAGGGACUAUAGCUCCGAGGGCAUGAACAAACAGAUGCUGGACUUCCUGCAACACCUGAGGGAGUUCGGUCUAGUCUACCAGCGGAAGCGUAAGGAGGGCCGCUUCUACCCCACCCGCCUGGCUCUCAAUGUGACCAGCAAGGAAGCCGCUGUGGCCGCCACCCUAACUACAGAUGAGGAGGGAGUUCAGGAAAGUGGGUACAUUGUGGUGGAAACUAACUAUCGGGUGUACGCCUACACAGACUCCCCACUCCAGGUGGCCGUUUUGGGCCUCUUCACAGAGCUACUCUACCGCUUUCCCAAUCUCGUAGUGGGCGUUCUCACCCGGGACUCGGUGCGCCAGGCGCUACGCGGCGGAAUAACAGCCGAACAAAUAGUCUCGUAUCUGGAACAGUACGCGCAUCCCAAUAUGCGGCUGGUGGAAUCGGCCAUCCAGUCGAAGUCAUGCCUGCCGCCGACCGUGGUCGAUCAGAUAAAGCUGUGGGAAAUGGAGCGCAAUCGGUUCACGUAUACGGAGGGCGUGGUGUACAAUCAGUUCCUGUCGCAGAAUGACUUUGUCACACUCCGGGAUUAUGCCCAAUCGAUCCACGUGCUGGUGUGGCAGAACGAGCGCACUCGGACAAUGGUGGUACAAAAGAACGGGCACGACGACGUGAAGAGGUAUUGGAAGAAGUACUCCAAGAGCGGAGGCUAGCAGCCGACUAUCAUAUAAGAUUUCAAAAAUCACAUCCAUUUUUCUUUCCAAGCUAAUAUUUUAAUAUAUUGCAAUAAGUGUGGGAGAAGAUCUAUCAUCGACAUAUAACGAGAAUAUUACAAUUAUCAAUUACGAGAAUAAUUAUACACGAAACCACGCUACAGCUUGACCUCAAAUGGGAUCUUAGGGCAAGUCGAUUUCCAUAGAACAUUAAUAAACAUUGAAAAAGGGUGUAAAGAUCACAGUAAGCCAAGAAUAAGUGUCUAAAAUAAAUUCAUAUUAUCUUCCCCA
This is a messenger RNA of Drosophila ananassae, 2020 nucleotides long. It is a transcript of the gene mrn, whose product is annotated as general transcription factor IIH subunit 4. Gene Ontology annotation, molecular function: double-stranded DNA binding; ATPase activator activity. Bases 236 to 1729 code for a protein of 497 amino acids. Gene Ontology annotation, biological process: nucleotide-excision repair. The record is from RefSeq and is a predicted model, not a curated record. The transcript is spliced from 3 exons. Gene Ontology annotation, cellular component: transcription factor TFIIH core complex; transcription factor TFIIH holo complex. NCBI's taxonomy places the organism in Eukaryota, Metazoa, Arthropoda, Insecta, Diptera, Drosophilidae.